AAGAAACUCAAAUGUGAUAAGGAUUCUAAUGGUAUCGCCUGCAGCCAAUGCUUCACAAAAAAUUUCGAAUGUAAGACUAGAACGAAAAAGAAGCCAGGUCCAAAGUCUAAAAACAAAAAUAACGAUGAUAAUAGUAAUUACAGCCCUGAUGAUCUGGACAUUCGAGUUUCUUCAGAUAGAAACUCUGAUAGCGAUUUUACAGAUGAUGGGGCUCGUUUGAAUGUCUCCGCUCUAUACUCAUUGUCGCCAAUAUCUCCAAAUUAUUCCAGCUCUCCCGCAGUUAGUUCUCUAACUAAUCCACGCGAUCAAAAUUCAGACUUUCCAUUUCACGCGAUAGAAUUAAUAAAUACAAUGUCAAUACGUGAGGUAGAUAAUCUUGAGACGAACGAUAUUUUGAGUUUAUUUAACGAACAUGCAUUAUCUCCAACAAUGAGUAGUGAUAAUUCUGAGGACGAUGAUGGUUCUGGAUUGGGUAUAAAUUUUGGGAAAAUAUAA
Acaulospora colombiana is the source of this 495-nucleotide messenger RNA. The record is from the annotation of a GenBank genome assembly. Lineage: Eukaryota; Fungi; Glomeromycota; Glomeromycetes; Diversisporales; Acaulosporaceae.